AUGGCGUCUCUAUCAGCUGUAUUCACUUCCAACCCCGCCGCGAUCGCCGCGACUUCCGCUUCAGGAGGAGCCACCUGCUUUCCUCGCCCUUCCCGUUCCGCACCAGCUCCUUUCCUGACGAGCUCCGUUCUCCCUCGCCGUCGCACCAUCACAACCGGUCUCAACCGGUCGAGCUUCCCUACCUGGCACGGCUUGCGCGCUCCCACUAGCCUCAGGAGGCCGGGUAUCGUCCCCUUCCCCUCUCUGCUGAGAGCCAGCUUUGGGACCAGGGGAAACGACUUGUACGAUGGCUCCAGCUCCAGACUGCCGUUGCUUGCUGUUGCUGCAGCUGGUGAUGCUGGUGGUGGGAACUGGGGUGGAACAGGAGAGAGUGAAGGAGCAACGGGAGAGUCAGAGGCAGUUGGGGAGUUGGGGGAGAGUGGAACGAUCAGGGAGGAGCAGCCGAGGGAGGAGGAGCAGACAGGAGAGCAGGCAGCAGCUGAGGUGCCUCCUGUUGCUUCUGAUCAACCCAAUCAACGGCUCACAGCACAUCUGGAUCUGAGUGAGGUGAAGCGGCAGCUGCAACGGUCGAACGAACGGACAGCAGAGAGCCUGAAGCACCUGAGGAGUCGCCUGCACGCGUCCAACGAGUGGACGGCGAAGCACCUGAAGAAAUCAAACCAACAGACCAGGGAGAACCUGAAGCACCUGAGGAAUCGCCUGCACGCGUCCAACGAGUGGACUCUAAGCCAUCUCAAGAAGGGACACCAGUGGAUGUCUGAGCACCUGAGGGAGUCGAAUGAACGGACCAUGGAGCAUCUGAAGGCGUCGAAUGAACGGACACGGGAGCAGCUGCAGCAUCUGAUUCACUCCGAGCAACUGCACCAUCUGGAGGAGCAUCUUGACGUGAUAGGUAAAAUCCCCCAGGGUCUGAGGGGUAGAUUCAUUCGCAAUGGCCCCAACCCGCAGCUGCCUCCCUCCAGCCCCGCUCUCUACCACUGGUUCGACGGGGACGGCAUGGUACACUCAGUGAACUUUCACCCCCCUGAGAAGAACUUUCACCCCGAUGGAGAGAACUUUCACUCAUCUCGAGUGAGCUACGGGCGGCGCUACAUCCGAACGACAGGCUGGCAGGAGGAACGGGCGGCGGGGCGGGCGUUAUUUGGAGGGUUGCAGCAGGUGGGGCUAGGGGCGAAUCAUCUGCUGCUGGCUGCAAUGAACCUUCUCGGGCUGAGACAGCAGGACGCACCCAUGUGGAACAUGACCAAGAACGUGUCCAACAACCAUUUCAUUCAGCACGCCGGGCGCCUCCUCUCCCUCUGGGAAGCAGGCCUGCCAUACUCCCUCGACCCCUCAACGCUCCACACCAAGGGCGUCCACUCAUUUGACGACACGUGGCGCAGUGGAAUGACAGCUCACCCGAAAGUGGAUCCGGUCACAAACCACAUGAUGAUCUAUGGAUACAACUUGACGCACAAGCCCUACCUCCGCUACGGGGUGGUUGACCCCUCUGGCUCCCUCGUUCACGCCACAGACCUCGACCUGCCACACCCUGUCAUGAUGCAUGAUUUCGCCAUAACAGAGCACUACAGCAUAUUCCUCGACUUCCCGCUUCGCUUCCAGCUAGACAAAGUCAUUCAGUCGCACGGCAAGGCCAAGCCCUUCGUCUUCGACCCUUCCAAGCCUUCCUGCAUUGGAAUCCUCCCGCGUUUUGGCUCAAAUCCAGACAUGCGCUGGUUCACUGUGGAGCCAGGGUUCUGUCUUCAUGUGGUAAACGCAUUUGAAGAACCCUCCUCCCCGGACUCUUCCUCCUCCACCUCUCCAACCUUUUCCUCCUCUCCCUCAUCACCCGCCAUCGUCCUACGUGUCAUCCGCUUCCCCGCCUUCUCAGCGCUGGGCCUUGCUGAGCUGGCAGAUGAGCUGGCAUGCGAUGAGGUGGCACGAUUGUACGAGUACCGGCUGGACCUUCAAUCGGGAGCAGUAGAGGAACGCUUCGUGUGCAAGGUGUGCUGCGACUUCCCUUCCAUCAACCCCAAUUUCACGGGCCGCCUCCAUCGAUUCGCUUACUCUGCCCGAUUCACAGCACAGCCAGGCCCUGGCACCACCGUCCCAUCAUUCAAUGCCAUCAUGAAGCAUGAUUUUGCAGAAGGCACGUAUCAAGUGCAUACGCUCCCACCCGGGAGAUUCUGUGGGGAGCCUGUGUUUGCUCCACGCCACCACUUCCAGGGCAGCAGCAGGUCGCAGAGCGGUGAAGCGCGGUCAGAUGAAGUUGGAAUGGGUAGAGAUGUGGUGGGACUGGGUGCUGAUGCGGUUGGGAUGGAUGCUGAGGAGGAGGAUGAUGGGUGGGUGUUGGCACAUGUAUGGAAUGAGGAGGAGAUGAAGAGUGAAGUGAUUGUGCUGGAUGCAAUGAAUCUGGACAAGCAGCCGCUGGCUCGGGUCAUCCUGCCCAAGAGAGUACCGUACGGCUUCCAUGGGACGUUUCUUCCCGACUGA
Molecule: messenger RNA, 2472 nt
Organism: Closterium sp. Naga37s-1
Lineage: Eukaryota; Viridiplantae; Streptophyta; Zygnematophyceae; Desmidiales; Closteriaceae
Source: the annotation of a GenBank genome assembly